Messenger RNA from Chilo suppressalis (striped riceborer), 5859 nucleotides. The record is from the annotation of a GenBank genome assembly. NCBI's taxonomy places the organism in Eukaryota, Metazoa, Arthropoda, Insecta, Lepidoptera, Crambidae.
CAAACAUAUUUAUCACUAUGACAACCCACAAUCAUUGAUCAUACGAUAAACUCUCUAAACAGGUAAUAUAAUCCCUUUACAUUCCCCUUACUCUCUGCCCUAUUAAACGUCUAACUAAUGACAAUCAUAUAAGUUUUUGAAGGACAGCAUUAUUUUACAGUAAUUUACUAACAAAUGGCAUGCAAUGAGAAUAUUGUGAAGAAUAUAGCGAACGAAAUAACCAGAAAUUGCCAAGUCCAGAAUGUUACUGUAGACAUUGAGUUCGUGGUUUAUCUUGUGGAUCUGUUCUUAUUGAAUCCUAAGUAUGGGAAGCUGUUUUCGAAGACUAUCAACAGGAACAACUUGCAGUAUUUCGUCGAGGAGUGUGUGCACUUGUUAACACGUGGUGAAACUUCCCUAAACACUCUGCGCAUGCAGCACAUCAUACAGACGAACUACGACAAACUCCAGAACUUGAUCGAGAAGCACUUGCACUCGAUCAGCACCUGUCUGCGGCCACUCGUCAGCGAAAUCUUGGAUGCAGAGCCGGCGGCUGAUGAUGAAGCGGAGUGCCGGAAGCUGUUCAGGAAGAUCUCCAUUUAUAUAGUCCUGGCAAGUGGGCUGGGGAAUCCAGGGGUGAUCACAACGUUGAAAGAAGGCAUGGCCGCUCUAGAGAGCGUGUUCUCUCUAGAAGACCUCAAGAUGUUCGUAGCUAUACCCAGGACUGAGAAGAUGGCGCAGCUGGAGGAGUUGACGCAAAUCGUGUCUGGUGUAAGGCUCUUCAACAGGGAUUGCAAGAAGGGCGGGGAGGGGAUACCUGAUUUGCCGUUUAACUUGGUGGACGCGGGCAAGGCAUGCCUGGGCUCGUUGUCCAACGCCUUGAUCGCGGUGAUGCAGCGAGUGAAUGCGCUAACUACGGCCGUGGCCGACGUAGUCGCCGUACAGCAUGAGACUGGCAACGUUUACGUGGACAUACCCAGCGGAUCGCAUCUCACUUUGGAAGACUAUAUACAGAUCUUCCAGCUGCUAGCCUUCAACCGGCAGUACGAGUUGUUUGUCCGCAAAUUGCUCUCCGAUGUGGAGACGAUGGUUGACAACUCGAUUACCUUAGUGGACAGAGCUAAAGGUGUCCUCGAAGAAUUACACGCGGCUGUUAAGUAUAAGGCCGCUGUACCAGUCAUCACUGUGUUUCCACUAUUCACGAGACUCUGGCAAGUAUGGCGCGCCAUGCAAAACAUCAUGUUCCUGGUGUCGACGGUGAACAGGCUCAUGUCUACGCUGGCCGCCAUUCAGGACCAGAUGAAGAUGCCCACACACGUAUUGGACGCGAUGCUGAGGGGAAAACAGGUAGUGACAGACCAGGACAGAAUGACUGCAACCGUCAGCAUGGAGGAGAGAUUGUCAUUGGGAUCUUUGAGGAACUACGUUGCGAACGAUAGUGGUUCUUCUGUUAAGGACUCACACGUCCAGUAUCUCGGUUUCUGCGCUCUUUGCUUGAGCGUGGGAGCUCUCGUACCCGGCAACAUGAAGGUGGGAUAUAUGAAGCACCGAGCGCGCCGCUACGCCUUCUGUAGCGUACAGAUGGCACUGCGGUUCACCGCAGACCCGGACAGAUACGUGAAUGAAGUUCUGCACUACGCUCGCAACAACCCUCACGUGAUCAACCUCUUGGACAUUCUAGAAGACGUGUAUAUGGUGAAGGACGUUGAUAUACUUAUCACGGAGCAUGUGCCAAAGAUCAAGGUGAUGGACAAGGACAUACAGACGGAAGUGCACCCAGUGGAGAGCUACAUUGAGAAGAACUACUCCUGGGACAUGUGGAAGUGGAAGCGAAGGGCUUGCCAAUGGGCCACAAUAGUAAACUGCAAAACGCAUUCAACACAAACUUUAUACAGCCACAUGCGUUCGGAGAUCCAGUGCCAGACGGUAGAGCCGCGGGACAAGUCUUUACAGACGAAAAAGGAAUGUGGCGUCAAUACUCCCUCCAGGGAAUACUUCCUGUGGGGUUUGAGGGGACAAGUAGGAUACGGGCAACAUACUCUGGGCUUGACUGACUACGUACACACGAAGAAGAAGAAAACGCAAGUAAUAUCGACCUGCAGAUGGCCCUGCCUCGAAGCCGACAUGACAUCAGCUUCAAUAAACACCGAACACGAAGACAACAAACAGUGAAACCUCAAUAAACAUUUAUUUCAUGUUCUCGAUAUGUUAACGUUUUAUUGUUUAUUUUAAUAAUUUUGUAUAGGAACUACUACGGCUAGAAAUUAACCAGAAAAUAAGUAAAAUCUACAGAAACCCAAGACAUUAACUAUUAUUAUGAAAAUCUUUUCGAUCGAAACGGAACGGAUAACGACGGAGGACAUUCGGUAGGUAGAAUGAAAAUAUUAAUAUUGUUUAAAAUAGUACUUAUAUUGAUAACUAGUGGCCCGCCCUCGCUUCGCUUCGGGGUAGAAUUGAUCAAAAUCCUUUCUUAGCGGAUGCCUACGUCAUAACAUCUACCUGAAUGCCAAAUUUCAGCCCGAUCCGUCCAGUGGUUUGGGCUGUGCGUUGUUAGAUCACUAUGUCAGUCAGUCACACCUUUGAGUUUUAUGUAUAUAGAUAUCGGCAUGUGGCGAUGCCAAGGAGUUUAUACCUAUAGGGGGUGAUUACUUCGAAUUCCAAAGUACAUGGUAAAAAUUUUUAUGAGCGACUGCCCUGACAAUGUAUAAAUAUUGUACUUCUUGUAUAUAAAAUUCUCGUGUCACAAUGUUAGUUUACCGUACUCCUCCGAAACGGCUUGAUCGAUUUUUAUGAAAUUUUACAUGCAUAUUCAGAAGGUCUGAGAAUCGGCUACUUUCUAUUUUUCGUACCCCUAAGUGAUAAGGGUUGUCCACCACUAACAUUUAUUUUUAUUUAUUGGACAAUUUUUUUUAUUGUUUUAUAAUGUGGCUUUAAAAUUUACAUAAAACCUCAAUUUUCACCCUUGCGUCACCAACCCCCCUAUUUUUUAAUAGUAUUUAUUUGGCAAAACAAAGUUUGCUGGGUCAGCUAGUAGUAAUAUUUAAUGCACAAUGACUGAAUAUUUAUAAUUUCUAUAAAAAGGUCUCAGGAACUUUUCAUAGUCACAAUUUUGAAAAUUAUGAGAUCUCCUACGACGUCAUUACCUUGCUACAUUUGAUAAAAGAUGUUGCACAUUGUAAGGUCAUACUUAAUAUUUAUCUAUGGUACACAUGAAAGGGCUUUAUAAAUGGCAACUCUGGGGGGUGAUCUGUGAACUGUGCUUUGGAACUUAAAUGUAUAUCUAAAAUUAAAUCAAUUAAAAUCAUAUAAAUAAAAAAGAUUAAUUGUGUCUUUUAUUAUGCACUGAACCUGUACAUGGUGUCAGAUGUAAAUUACAAUCAUGGAUACCAAUUUAAAAGUGCCGAAUCCAAUAAACGUGGCAGUGCCUAAUGUUUAUCAAGAAUGGGAACGAAUUUCUCAACAAUUCAACAUAUACAGUGUAAACUCUUUAUAACGUUAUCCUUUAUAACGAUAAACUCCCUAUAACGUUGGAGUGAGCCCAAGUUGGUUGGUUUGCGUUUGCGUAUUGUAACACUCUUUAUAGCGAUACGCCAUUCUCUAUUACGAAGAAAUGUGUUUAUAUUUUUAGACAGUAAAUAUUUAUUAUCGGUAUUUUUGUUUAUGUUAUGUUAUCAGGUAACAAACGACUUUGAAGCUCCGAAACAUCCGAGGUCGGUCUAGCUUUUGUUAUCCUUAAUUGCCUUAUACACGUGCAGUAUGACGCAUUGUUUUCUCGGAAGUGAUGGUCUUCGACCAAGCAUACUGGGUACCUAUCGUAUUAUCAGUCGUAAACCUACUUUGAAACUGUUAACAUGGCCAGUAAACGGAAAGCGAUUAGUGUUGACGAAAAAGUUUGUGUGAUACGUGCGAUUGAAAAGGGAGAAAAGAAAAGUGACGUUGGAAGGCGUUUUGAACUAAGUCAAUCCACUGUUGCUACCAUUUGGAAAAACCAAAAAACAAUUCUACAGGAGGCGCUGGAAGGAAACUUGUCUAAAAAAUUAAGGAAGCAAAAAUUCGAAGACUUAGAUCAGGCAAUGUUGUCGUGGUUUAACAAUCAGCGCCAGAAUAAUGUACCCAUCUCGGGGCCAAUUGUAAAAGCUAAGGCUGAAAAGUUUGCCAACCAACUUGGCAUAAUUGACUUUAAAGCAUCUGCAGGUUGGCUCGGAAAAUUUAAGCACCGUCAUCAAAUUUCGUACGGUAAAAUGAACGGAGAGGCGCGCGAUGUCGAUAUGAUUGUGACUAACAAUUAGAUUAGUACAGUGUGGCCUAAUUUAAAGAUGAAAUACUCACCAGAAGACAUUUUUAAUGCAGAUGAAACUGGCCUUUUUUUCAAGUUGACUCCCGACAAAACUUUAAAAUUCAAAGGGGAAAAAUGUGUUGGAGGAAAACUGUCUAAAGAGCGCAUUACAGUUCUAGUGGCUGCCAAUAUGAGUGGCACAGAAAAAAGAAAGCAAAUCGAAAAACCCUCUGUGUUUCAAGAACAUAAAACAGUUGCCAGUUACGUACAAAGCAAAUAAGUCAGCUUGGAUGACAUCGCAGAUUUUUGAAGAGGAAGUGAGAAAAUGGGAUGCUGAAUUAAAAUCACGGAAAAUAUUGCUUCUAGUAGACAAUUAUCCUGCUCACCCAAUCAUAUCUAAUCUUCGAAACAUAGAGUUAGCAUUUUUCCCAGCUAAUACAACCAGUAUUUUACAGUGUAAUUAAAUCCCUAAAGGGCCACUAUAGACGGAAAAUGUUGAUGGAUAUGAUAGAAACUGACGGCAAGGUCUCGAUCAACAUGCUACAAGCAGUGAACUUCAUAUCAAAAGACUGGCAAGAGGUAACAGCGGCCACUAUCCAACAUUCUUUUCGACAUGCUGGAUUAUGUAGUAGCCAAGAAACGAACCAAUUUAACAGUGAAGACAAUCUACCACUGAGUGAAUGGAUAAGCCAGUUCAAUAUACCAAACAAUUUUAACGAAGAUCUACAAUCGUACGAAAAUAUAGAUGAGGAUGUAGCCAUAACUGGUACACUUACAGAUGAUCAAAUUGUUGAUUUAGUGUCAAAAAGUCAGGAAACACCCGAUAAUCAAGAUGAAGAAGACGAUCAAGUGGACAAAGCCUAAUCACCACCAACAAUUCAACAAGCCCUAGAUGCCGCUAAGUUGGUAGAAAAUUUUUUGUUGUUUAAUCAAGACGAUUCCACCACAUAUCUAGAUAUGAAUAGAAUACAUAAAAUAAUACAAAACAAGUACUGGCAUAGCAAAAAACGUCAGACGAAAUUAUCAGACUAUAUGUGUAAACAAUAAUUUAUUAUUAUUAUUUAUUAUUAUUAUUUAAUCUUUAAUGCCUUACAUUGCAUAUGGCGGACUUAAUGCCAGCAUGGCAUUCUCUACCAGUCAACCGGAAAGAACGUGCAGAGUCAAUAAAACGGCAGACAAUCAUGGGAAAGAACAAACAUCAAACAAUAAAAAAACAAAAUUAAAUAGCGUUUAAUACAUACACAUAUACAUACAUACAAAAAUAAAUAUAAAGACAUACACACACAUAUAUACAUAAAUAUAUACAUAAUAUACCUAUAAUAUAGUGUCCGAUUUGAGUAUCCUGAUUCAGCUUAAGCACUAUGCAAUAGAUUCAAAUAAUGUUCCCGCACCGAACUCUUAAACACCGUCCUGUUUGGAGCGUUUCGAACGUCUAGAGGAAGUGCAUUCCAGAGCCGAAUGGCAGUAAGGGUGAAUGAACUGGAGACAAACCUAGUAUGGUGAAUCGGUACUUCAAGGUACGGUACGGUUCAAGGUACGGUAUUUAUAUGUAUAAGCAUUUAUUAUCUAAGACAUACAUACAAUUAAAAAUUCUUGUAUUAAAA